GGUUGAUAUUUCAAUGGAUUAUGAUUUAAGUGAAAGGGGGAUAAAGCUCCUCCAAAGCCACUGAUAUGGUAACUAUGAACUCCGAAAAGGCUGCUGCUAAGCGAAAGCCAGAGGCUAAUAACAGCGGAUGUGCCACGGCCAACACUCAUGAAGAGUCAAUCCCAAUUGCUGCUCAGACUACUACAGCCGGCUCAGAAGAAUCACCCAAUCAUUUAUUAUACAAAAAAAUGGAAAAAAUCGUUGAAAAAAUGCAAGAUGAGACGACCGGCGUGCCAGUUAGGACAGUGAAGAGCUUCAUGUCGAAAAUCCCUUCGGUCUUCACUGGGUCUGAUUUAAUAAUGUGGAUGAUGAAAAAUUUGGAUGUGGAGGAUCAGCAAGAAGCUCUUCAUCUGGCUCACUUAAUGGCUGCCCACGGCUAUUUUUUCCCCAUCGAUGAUCACAUGUUGACUGUCAAAAACGACAAUACCUUCUAUCGAUUCCAAACACCCUACUUUUGGCCGUCGAAUUGUUGGGAACCAGAGAAUACAGACUAUGCUGUUUAUUUAUGCAAGCGUACAAUGCAGAAUAAAACGCGCUUGGAAUUGGCAGAUUACGAGGCUGAGAAUUUAGCGAGAUUGCAGAAAAUGUUUUCGAGAAAAUGGGAGUUCAUUUUUAUGCAGGCGGAAGCACAAAGCAAAGUCGACAAGAAACGCGACAAGCUCGAAAGAAAAGUUCUUGACAGUCAAGAAAGGGCUUUUUGGGAUGUUCACAGACCAAUGCCUGGAUGUGUGAAUACAACGGAAAUCGAUAUUAAAAAAGCUUGCCAAAUGAACAAACCGAUACAUGGAGUGAAAAUCCCGCCAAAGAUGUCUCCAUCAACAUCAGGGAACGUGAGUGCGAAAAUUACAACAUUCGACACCGUGAAAAAGCAAGUGAACCUUCUGAGAUCGAAAUUGGACAGACGAAACAUCAAGGUUUCCAAGGCAGCCGAGUCUUUUGUAGCUUACUACGAGCAGUAUUUGGAGUACGACAGCUUUUUCGUCGCGCCCGAGUAUCCGAAUCCGUGGAUAUCCGACAAUCCGGAGAUGUGGGAGCAGGAGAAAAUCGCCAAGGACAUAUCAGCGCGCCGCGUAAAACGGUGGGCGUUCAGCUUGCAAGAGCUGCUGCAGGACCCGAUCGGGCGCGACCAUUUCGUGCGAUUUCUGGACAGGGAGUUCAGCGGCGAGAACCUCAAGUUCUGGGAGGCCGUGCAGGAUUUGAAAGCCCUGCCGCAAAGCCAAGUGCAGAACAAAGUGACGGACAUUUGGGCGGAAUUUCUCGCCUCGGAUGCCAGUUGCCCGAUAAACGUCGACGCGCGCUCCUACGAAGUUACCAAGAAGAACAUGGAGGUUCCCGACAGAUGGAGCUUCGAUUGCGCGGCGGCGCACGUUUACCAUCUUAUGAAGGCUGACAGCUACUCUAGAUACCUGAGAUCCGAAAUGUACAAGGAGUUUUUGAAUGGAUCCAAGAAAAAGACCUCAGUUAAAGGGAUUCGUUCAAUAGUUUCAUUCUCAGCACGUAAAGACAACAUAACCUAGAUAAAAUGCGUUUAGGCAAUAUAAAAAAUGUAUUAUAAUUGUGACUUACCUAAAGAUAAAAAUCUAUCGACAAUACAAGUACUGUCAUUGGCAGAUAUUUAUUUAUUUUUUCAUAUUUUUGGAUGAAAGGAUAUUGCGUCAUACUCAUACUAUGACGAAACUUGAUGAGAUACUCUUUGUUAGUUUUGGUAAUAGUGACUCAGAUAUUAUUAGAUCAUAAAUGUGUAACAUUCUCGAGAUGUAAAUAAAUAUGUGUUAAUAGGGAACAUUUUUUGUUAUGUUUUAAAUUUUGAACAUUGUGAUAAAAAGCACAACUUGAAGUUUAAAAGUUACUGUGUCAUACCUACUGUGUCACUGUCACCCAAAAUUACUUUACAUCUUUGAAUAAUACUCAUCAGUGUGCAGUGUUGGAUUUAAAUUACAAGUAUAUUAUAAGGAGACACUGCCAUUUAACAUUUAACAAUUUAUGUCUACCAUACACAACUAUGCUUCACACCGAAAAGGCCACUUUGCCGUUUAAAUAAGGAACGCAGCCCCAUUAUUGAGGUUACGUAUCUGUUAGUUGAACGUUAAUUUCGUCCCUAUUUUGCCGAAAAUUCCUUGACCACUGCGUCCCCAUUCAAAUGUCAAAGUUACCUUUUUAUUGUGGAGCAUAUUACAUACAACAAAACGCGCCAAUUAUUGUACCGUUACAUAUUUUUUCAUAGGCAUAAUGAAAAUUGUGUAAAAUGUCAAGCAUAUCUUCACGAAUUAAAUUUAGAAUUAUCCUUCGUAAAGAGAAAUCAUGUAAUAUUUUAGUAAAUUUACAAAAGACAGAUCAAUAGACAACAAGCGGCACAUUUUAGAAUUCACCUUUUAUUUAUUGUAUUCCAUUAUAGAACCAAUUUGCAAAUGUUCAUUAGAGCUUGUAGUAUAUUGAUUGUAGAUUAAACAAUUUGCCAAAAAAAAUAUUUUUCCCAGUGUGAAUAGUUAUAAAAUCAUGUAACAGAAAAAACUAUUCCCACAAUGUUAUGGUGUACAAAAAGCUUGAGGUUCGUUAUUAAGUUAUAAAGGAAUUGAAUCAUAUUUCAUUAGUUUAUGUCCAUACAUAGAGAAUUUAUCCCAUUAAAAAAACAAUAAACUGUAAAAUAU
Brassicogethes aeneus is the source of this 2687-nucleotide messenger RNA. Lineage: Eukaryota; Metazoa; Arthropoda; Insecta; Coleoptera; Nitidulidae. The record is from the annotation of a GenBank genome assembly.